Molecule: messenger RNA, 870 nt
Organism: Ipomoea nil (Japanese morning glory)
Lineage: Eukaryota; Viridiplantae; Streptophyta; Magnoliopsida; Solanales; Convolvulaceae
Product: lamin-like protein
Exons: 2
Coding region: 77-610 (177 amino acids)
Cellular component (GO): plasma membrane
Molecular function (GO): electron transfer activity
Source: RefSeq, a predicted model, not a curated record
AAGCAUAUAAAGCGGUAGAACUCAUAGAAGCGCUGCUAUUCUUUUACUGGUGUAGUCUUCUUUGAGAGUGCGAGAGAUGGAGAAGAAGCUGAGGAUAAUGGCGUUGGGGUGGCCGACAAUGGCGGUGGUGCUAACGUGCGCCGUGGUGGCCAUGCUGCCGGGAGUCUCUUCGACCCGGUUUAUCGUGGGUGCGAACAUGGGGUGGACCUCGAACAUGAACUACACCGUCUGGGCUCGCGGCAAACAUUUCUACCUAGGCGACUGGCUCUUUUUUGUAUAUGAUAGGAACCAAAUGAAUGUGCUUGAGGUAAACAAGACGGACUAUGAGUCGUGCAAUGCUGACCAUCCCCUUCACAACUGGACCACUGGUGCUGGAAGAGACGUGGUUCCACUCAACGUGACUAAAACUUACUAUAUCAUUAGUGGCAAGGGGUUCUGCUACGGUGGAAUGAAAGUAGCCGUUACUGUUGAAAAGCUCCCACCACCUCCAAAGGCCGCCCCGGUGAAGAGCGGUUCUCCUGGUUUGCUCUCGACUUUCAAGGGUCAAAUCGUCGUGCCAGCUCUGUUUGCCAUUGCUGCUGUGUGGGAUUCGUUUCUUCUACUGGCGUAGUAGGGUUCAUCAAUCAUCAUCAUUCAAGAACACGCGAUUUGGGUCUGUUGAAUUGAUUAAGUUAAUUUGGAGCAACCCAACAAGAAAUGGUUGAUUUGUGUAAUUGUGACCUUACUUGUAUUUGUAGUCUUUGUGUUUUGUUUUUUCCAAGGUUGCCAACCAUUGUCCAGCUGAAAUUUUAUUUGUUCCUUUGAGGUCAAAUGGGUGGGUGGAUGUAAUUCUAAUUCUAAUUAAAAUCUUCUUUUAUUUGUUUACCUAAA